Ylistrum balloti is the source of this 2023-nucleotide messenger RNA. Its product is annotated as protein zwilch homolog. Gene Ontology annotation, cellular component: RZZ complex. The record is from RefSeq and is a predicted model, not a curated record. NCBI's taxonomy places the organism in Eukaryota, Metazoa, Mollusca, Bivalvia, Pectinida, Pectinidae. Gene Ontology annotation, biological process: protein localization to kinetochore; mitotic spindle assembly checkpoint signaling. The transcript has 3 exons. Bases 1 to 1890 code for a protein of 629 amino acids.
AUGGAUGAGAGGUAUAUUUUUGAGUUUAAAGAGGUGAUAGACACUUUAUUAUAUAAUCCGGAUAAACAGACGAAAAAGGUGUUUAAAGACAGCAAAUUUUCAGUCGCGAACGAAGAAAAUCUUAUCGAUAUAGUUCCCCAGCAGUUGUUUGAUUUCCAAUUCCCCGUUAUUCUUGUGAGUUCAUCGGUAGAUGCUGAUGUUACAGAAGAAGAAUACAUUGUACCAGAUAUAAACACAAACGAUGACAUUUCAUCAAAAUCUCGACAACCACGAAGUGUGAGCCAUAGUCAAAGUGAAGUAGAAGGCUCUCCAUUGAAGCUACAGACGUAUGCUGAUUUCAGUUUCUCAUCUCCAUCUUCUGAUGUAUCACUCAGUGUCAGAAAAAGAACUGUUGUCAGGGCAACCGGUGUUACUUUGCACAAGGCAAGAGAAAUUGCAUCAUAUAUGUCUCUUGCAUACUCAUCCCAUGUGUCAAGUGGAAACCAGAACUUUGACACUGAUCCGGACACAGGCGCAACUGUAAACAAAAUUCCCUCAUUGUUCAUUCUCUGUGAUGGCUCGGACCAUAAAAGAACAGCAUGUAUGCAUAUUGAGCCAGUCUACUUGAAAGCACUGGAGUCAAACAAAUGGGCAGGUUGGAGGAUUUCUUCAGCCUUUGUGAAGGAUCCAAAGAGUGAUGAUUCACAUUUGCCUAAUUUCCAUAAACUGGAUUUAUCCGGGAAAGAAAUAGAGUGUGAGGCAAAUUAUGAUCUUUUUGAAUCACACCAAGAAAAUGAUCGCCAGCCUGUUGAUAAAUACCAGGGUUCUUUGCAGCUGGAGGUACGAUGGAAAAAGUUUGCCAGUGCUCCCCCUUUGGAUGCAAGAACUGUUAUAAAAGCCAAGGUUUUACCAGGAGAUAUGAGAAGUGCUGCUCAUAGUUUAUACAACGCAUUAGAAGCUCUCAAACUUCACAUUAUAGGUUUGACUACAUCUGAAAUAAGGUGGAUUGAGUAUGAAGAAGAGACGUCUGUUAUGGACAAACUCAAGGGUCUAUUAGAGAUCUUGAAGCAUGGAGAUGCCAGUCAGCUGACAACCUCAGGUGAUGAGCCAAAUGAUGAUGAAUUCAACAAUGUGAUGGAUACUCUGGUGUUCCAUGAAAGAAAGGAUUUUGAUUUCACAGAUCAUCUCUGGACUGUUCUGUACAAGUGCAAAUCAUACACGGAGCUUGUUGAAUGUUUCAGACAUGUCUUCACAGUGCUGAGUAAUGGUGAGCUUCGACCAAUGGUUCAUCGUAAUAAUAAUACUACAGUGGCACAGAUGGUACGUGAUUCCUAUGUUGGUAAGCUUCACAUGCCCAACCUCGCAGGAGUGUAUGCUCUUCAACUUUUAGCAGAAAUUGGUGCAGAGAAACUUCAGCAAGACUAUAUCUUCACAUUCCUGGCAAAAGAGCUUGUCACACACAGUAAUCUUGAAUACUUUCUCAAAACAAAUGUGAAAUUGGAACAGAAACUCAUCAACUUGGAGAAAAUGCACCAUGUGUUGGAAAUGGUCGUAAUGUUGAAGCUGUUUCUUAAUCUCCCCAGUCUUAAUCUGGCAAUCUGUGCAAGAGCUAUGUUGUCACACUACCAACAGGAGGACAUCUCUCAGAGCCAUGUGUUUGCCUUCCCCAUGCAUACACCCUCACUGAAACAUGCAUUUGAGACGUGCCAGCCAUGCAUGAAACAGAUGGUGCUAACCAAGAUGGUGGGCAAUAUGAAAGAAUCAGUGCACCAUUUACUGGUGACCCAGCAACCCUUUAAACAUUUACCUAAUAUUAGUGUGGAUAAUGAGAUUCUUAUGGACUCCACAGUAAAUAAGAACAAGAAGUACUACUAUGUCAGAAAGAAUGAAAGUAUUUCUGUUCUUGUGUGAAUUUCUCUAAGUAGGAUUAUAAAUAGAACACUUGUUUAUGUAUGAGAUUUAUGUAUAUAUAUUAUAAACAUAUUCCAAGUUUAGCUCUUAUUUUCCGGAUCGGUCAUAACACUUAUUAGCACUUGAUAUAUUU